This is a messenger RNA of Linum trigynum, 6358 nucleotides long. The record is from the annotation of a GenBank genome assembly. NCBI's taxonomy places the organism in Eukaryota, Viridiplantae, Streptophyta, Magnoliopsida, Malpighiales, Linaceae.
UAACUCUUUGGAUUGUUGAAAAUAGAUUUUAAAAUGUUUAUUGUUUGGUAACAAUGAUUGUAAACAUUCAAUGAAAAUAAAAUUUUAAGUUUAUAUUAAAUAUCAUGUUUAUCCUUAAUAAAAAUUAGAGUUGUUCGAGAAAUAUUAAAAACUUUGUUGAUAAAUAUAUUUAAUAUGAUAAAUAAAAGAAAGAAAGAAAGAGAAAAAAUGGGAGAAAAAAAUCACGAAUCAAGAUAUAGAAUCUCUCUUAUUAUGAGAGAUUUGAUAUCCGUAGAUUUUAGAGAUUUAAAAUCUCUAAAGCUAAAAUCCACAAUACAAAAAGCAACAACAAAAACAUAACUUUCUACAAAAUCUAUGGAUUCAAUGAAUCCACACCCUAAAUCUUGUUCUCCAAACGACCCCAUAGACUCUUUUAUUAACAACUAAUUGAGUGCAUGAGGUGGAUAAACGAUGCAUUCAUUUCUCUUUUUCUUUUAAAUAAAAUAAAACUAGAAACAAUAUCUUAAAUUUUGAUGGGGUUCUAUUCAACUUUUGAAGUUUGCUCUUUUUGGGCCUAAUCAUACUAUUUAAAGCUAUUAUCCUACUAAAAUGAUUUUAUUUUUUCGCUGCAUUGUUGUAAUACUUUGACCAAAACAUGUUAGUAGGUUAAAUGAUAUAUUAAUAAAAAUAAUAUAAUAUCAACGCUCUUUAGGCGUACUCAAAUUAUAAUUCUCGUAUAUUAUACGCUCUUAUGCUCCCAUUCUAGCUCCCACUACGCGAAUUAGUAAGAUAAAUCCGUCGAGUCAAUUCUGUAGACAAAGAGACUACUGGUAGAACUAGCCUCAUAUUGCCUUCCCUCGCAAACACCCCCACGCUCAAUUCCCUCUUUAGUUGGCACUGAGCAAGAGGAAGGGAACGAAGGAGGAAGGAGGAUUUAGGUUAGUUUGUUUUUUUAUUUAUGUUUCCAGGCGACGAACUGGUUGAUCGUCCGGCGAUUCCAACGGCGGGUACGAAACAUGUCCGGAUCUGUAAAGUCCUUUGAAUAAUAGGAACUAGUGAUGAGAGUCGAUUGGAAUUGGAGGCAAGGAGGAGGAAGAAGAAACUGUCGUCGCCUAUAUUCAUUUUUGGAUAAUUACAGCGGCGAUUGUCCCGAGCUCCCUGACGACGGGUUUCCAACCUGCGGCUGUGCGAUGUGGAACGGGAAAAACAAAACUUGAAAGGAUAUUUGAGUUGUUUUAGUAAAAAAUAGGGUGGCGCGUUAUAUAUUUUAGGACGAGGAAUAGUAAUGCAAAAAAAAAUUAGAAAAACAAUGCCGGCCAAGGGGCCGGGCAGCAGCUAGUCCCAAUAUUUUUAAGUUUAGUGACAUUCACCCUUGAAACAUAUAUAAUACUCUUAAAAGAACCAAAAAGACAAAAAACCCUAGAGAGUACAGAGUUGCGCAUCUUCUUUCUUGGGCUGAAGCCCCGCUGUUGAGGGUGACCGGAAGCCCAGUCCAUUACCAAAAUUGGCGCGAAGACUUCCCGCCAACAGCCCCCAUUGGCGGUAUUGGUAGGGUCUCCGGGGUUCGGGACUUGGGAGUUGGGACACACCACAUAGACUGGACUGCGAGAUUGUAAUUUUUCUUGCUUCCCCGAGCAAACCCUUGGAAGAGUCUCAGUCUCCGAAGCCGGACAGAGUGCAGGUGAAAGUUGGAAAAUGGCGUCGCCGACUCCCAAUUCUGAAAAUCAACCUUCUACGCCGGAUUCUCCGACAUCGGCAGGCUUCAACACAGAUCAACUCCCUCACCAUACCAGCCAUAACAACACCGACGACGACGACGAGGCCUCCGUCGAUCCCCAAAUCAUUCCAGAUGAGCCCGAAGAGCUUGCAGAGGACGAGGAAGAGGAGGAAGGAGAGGACCUCUACCACGACGAUUUCUUGGAUGACUACCGGAGAAUGGAAGAGAACGACCAGUACGAGUCAGUUGGGCUGGAUGACUCCUUGGAGGACGAAAGGGAUAUGGAUCAGAUCGUGCAGGACCGCAGGGCUGCUGAACUAGAGCUUGAGGCUCGUGAAGGCCGCAUGACUAACCGAAAGCUUCCUCAGCUCCUCCAUGACCUUGACGAUGACAACUACAGGCCUUCGAAGAGGUCUCGAGCUUAUUUCAGGCCUCCUACCGAUCCUCAAAGUUAUGAUGAUACUGAUGGUAUGCAAAGCUCUCCAGGAAGGUCCCAGCGUGGACAUUCAAGAGACGAUGUGCCCAUGACUGAUCAAACUGAUGAUUAUCCUUACGAGGAUGAAGAUGGCGAUGAAGGUGAGUUUGAGAUGUACCGCGUCCAAGGAACUUUGAGGGAGUGGGUUACCAGAGAUGAGGUUCGACGUUUCAUAGCCAGGAAGUUCAAGGAGUUCUUGCUCACCUACGUGAAUCCGAAGAGUGGACAAGGAGAUUUUGAGUAUGUGCGGCUGAUAAAUGAGAUGGCGUUAGCAAAUAAGUGUAGCUUGGAGAUCGAUUACAAGCAGUUCAUCUACGUUCACCCAAAUAUUGCCAUCUGGCUUGCUGAUGCUCCUCAAUCAGUCCUGGAGGUCAUGGAAGAGGUUGCCAAAAGUGUUGUCUUUGACUUGCAUCCAAAGUACAAAAAUAUCCAUCAGAAAAUCUAUGUCCGUGUUACCAACUUGCCAGUAUAUGAUCAGAUCCGGAACAUAAGGCAGAUACAUUUAAAUACCAUGAUUCGCAUUGGGGGAGUUGUGACUAGGCGUUCAGGAGUUUUCCCUCAGUUGCAACAAGUCAAGUAUGAUUGCAACAAAUGUGGGGCAAUAUUGGGACCUUUCUUUCAGAACUCGUAUUCAGAAGUCAAAGUUGGUUCUUGUCCUGAAUGCCAAUCAAAAGGGCCAUUUACCGUCAAUAUUGAACAGACGAUUUAUAGGAAUUACCAGAAACUCACACUUCAAGAAAGCCCAGGAAUUGUGCCAGCGGGCCGGCUUCCUAGACACAAGGAAGUGAUACUGCUGAAUGAUUUGAUUGAUUGCGCCCGCCCUGGUGAAGAGAUUGAAGUGACCGGUGUAUACACGAACAACUUUGACCUAUCUUUGAAUACAAAGAAUGGAUUUCCCGUCUUUGCCACAGUAAUUGAGGCCAAUUACGUUACAAAGAAGCAGGAUCUCUUUUCUUCGUACAAACUUACCCAGGAGGACAAAGAAGAAAUUGAGACGUUGGCUAAAGACCCACGGAUAGGAGAAAGGAUUGUCAAGUCCAUUGCUCCAUCUAUCUAUGGCCAUGAGGAUGUCAAAGCUGCAAUUGCGCUUGCAAUGUUCGGAGGGCAGGAGAAAAAUGUUGAAGGGAAACAUCGACUACGUGGUGACAUCAAUGUACUUUUGCUGGGUGAUCCUGGCACUGCAAAGUCUCAGUUUCUGAAGUACGCGGAGAAGACGGGGCAGAGGGCUGUCUAUACUACCGGUAAAGGAGCUUCUGCAGUAGGUCUUACAGCAGCAGUCCACAAAGAUCCAGUGACAAGAGAGUGGACACUUGAAGGAGGUGCCCUUGUUUUAGCUGAUAAAGGUAUCUGCCUCAUUGAUGAAUUUGACAAGAUGAAUGACCAGGACAGGGUGAGCAUACAUGAGGCAAUGGAGCAACAGAGUAUUAGCAUUUCAAAAGCUGGGAUUGUUACAUCUCUUCAAGCUCGAUGUUCUGUUAUUGCUGCUGCAAAUCCUAUUGGAGGAAGGUAUGAUUCAUCGAAGACAUUUGGGCAAAAUGUUGAGUUGACAGAUCCAAUUGUUUCUCGUUUUGACAUCCUAUGUGUCGUCAAGGAUAUUGUGGAUCCUGUAGCAGAUGAGAUGCUUGCAAAAUUUGUUGUAGAUAGUCAUUUCAAGUCGCAACCUAAGGGUGCUGCUAUGGAUGAUCGGUCCAUGAACGAGUCCCAAGAAGACAACCAAGCCACUUCAUCCCCCACUGAUCCAGAGAUUCUUCCUCAAGAUUUACUGAAGAAAUACAUAUCCUAUGCAAAGCUUAACAUCUUCCCUAGGCUGCACGACUCAGAUAUGGAAAAGCUAACCCAAGUGUAUGCUGAACUCAGAAAGGAAUCUUCGCACGGGCAAGGAGUCCCCAUAGCAGUAAGGCACAUUGAAUCUAUGAUAAGGAUGUCUGAGGCGCAUGCUAGAAUGCAUCUCAGACAGUAUGUGACAGAAGAAGAUGUGGAUAUGGCCAUAAGAGUUCUUUUGAAUUCAUUCAUAUCAACGCAAAAGUACGGGGUGCAGAGGGCUUUGCAGAAGAGCUUCAGGAAGUACAUCACAUACAAGAUGGACUACAACAGAAUGCUUCUCAAUCUUCUGAGGGAGCUCGUGAGCAAAGCCCUGCGCUUUGAAGAGAUCGUGUCUGGUUCAACCUCAAGGCUUAGCCACAUCGAUGUGAAGAGACAGGAUCUCCAAAGCAUGGCCGAAGAAAGGGGGAUUACAGAUUUGGAACCUUUCUUUUCCAGCAAUGACUUUUCAGCUGCCAAUUUUGAGCUGGUGGAAGAGCGUCACUUGAUUAGGCAUCGCCUUCCAAGGCAGUCACAGUAGUUGUUGGGUGCAGGUUUGGGGCGAGUAGUAUUGGUAGCAGGCAGCAGCAGUUCUAAGUCCAUGUGAUGUACCCGCGGUGGGCUCCUCUCGCUCUCGCUGCAUAUCGAGAGCUAUAUUCAUUUGUGAUUUGUUGUGACACUUCUGUCAGACGUGUGCUUAUAUUUUUCAGCUAGUUAUGUUGAAUCCCACCUUGCUGAAUCAACUUAACGUAUCUAAUUACACAGUUCUUUCUCUAUUAAUAUAGUUGACUUCACUUUUUUUCUUCUUCCGUUAAAUGAGUCAAUUAUCAAUGUGGUAUUUGUAGAGUCCAAUAACUCAUUAAUUUAGAGAUCGUUUGGAUGAGUUAAUUCACAAUGUGGGUUUGUAAAAUCAAAUAACUCAUUUUUUCAUGUAAUAUUUGUGGUUAUUUGGUUUGGAUGAAACAAGACAAUGAGUUAUUUCAUAACAGUAUUUGGUGACAUAUAUAUGUGUAAAUGCCAUAAUGUCCUUAAUGAUUACCAUCUUCAGACUUCUAAUAUAAUGCCCUCAACUUGAGGCCUGCUGCAAAAACACACCAGCGGUAACAAGCCAUACCACAGCAAGGAAUUUAAUUAUAGAAUUGCAUCAGAGUAGACAUUUUAUUUUAUAGUCUUGAUAUCUUGAUAGUGUUGGAUCAAAGUAUAAACUCAGUUUUUAGUUAUUUCAAAAUAACUCGACCCAAAAUAACUAAUUUCAUCAAUUUGAAGUCUAUUUUGGCCCAAAUAACUCGCUUCGAAGUCUAUUUUAGACCAAAUAACUUAUUGCGAGUUAUUUGGGCCAAAAUAACUCAUACAAAUAACCUAUCCAAUUAACUCAUACCAAUAAUUGUUCAUUUGGUAUUUUAGUAUUAUUCUAGUGGUAACUGGAUUAAAGUAUAUUGUUAGGUAGAAUCAUAUAUAUGUGGUCUUUGACAAAAACAAAGGGUUAAAAUGAGUUAUUUCGAAAUAACUCGAUUUUAAGUUACUUGUAAAUAACUUAUUUAAGUAAAAUGCUGUCAAAUUAGUUAUUUUGGUCACAAUAACUUAUUGUAAGUUAGUUGAACACAAAUAGCUUACUCGAAGGGACAGGUUACGGCGAUUGCUAUAAAAUAGUAAUCACCGCGAUUACUAAGGGCAAAUUGGGUAUGACAAAAAAAUUAUUAAUUAUCUUUUUUAACAAAUUACAUUUUAGGAAGUUACAAAAAUAUAUUAAUUACAAUUCUCUCUCUCUUUCUCUCACUUCCACAAUCUCCAGCCAGAUCUCUCUUCCUCUUUUUUCAAUCUUUUCCUUGUUUUCGUUCAGAUACCGCUACAACAAUAAAACAAUACCAAUACAUUAAAAGAACACUACCAAUGCAUAAAACACCAAUACCAUUCGUGAAAUAAAAACACUACCAUUUCACAAAACACGAAUACUAUUGCAGAUUUAUCAAUAUCAAUACAUGCAAAUCAAUACCAUUACAUAAUAAUCAAUACCAAUGCAAAAAAAAAUAUCAAUGUGAAAAACACUACCACUACAAAAAAAAACUAUCAUUUCACUGAAAAGCAAUACACUUACAUGAUAAUCAAUACCAAUGCGGAAAAAACAAUACCAAAGCGAAAAAACACUAUCAUUACGAAAAAAUCACUACCAAUGCGAAAAAACAAUACCAAUGCGAAAAAACACUACCACUACGAAAAAAUCACUGGCAAUACGAAAAAAUCACUACCAAUGUGAAAAAAUCAGAUCUAGAGUUUUUAUUCAUCCUACCUUUUCAAUACCAAUGCAAAAAAACACUACCAUUCCGGGAAAAAAAUACCACCAAUGCGAGAAAGUACAUACCAAUAAAAAAUCAAUUGUUAUGUUAUUG